AUGUCGCUGCCCUUGGCGACGUUGAAGGAGCUCCAGAAGCUUGCAGCACUCAAAGCAAAGGGCGUGAUCCUUGAACGACAGUACGAGGUGAUCAAGAAACAUGUGAGGGAGGGCAACUCCCUCUCGAGCGAAGACUGGGAGGCCUUCGAUUUGGCGCGGGACCUGAGGAGCAGCGGCGUGCUCUCGGAAGAAGAGUGGACCACGCAGACGGUUGAGGGCGAGGGGGACCACAGCGGCGAGGGAGUGGAGGACGGCGAUUCUAGCGACGAAGACACUCGUGAGACGGCCAGUGGCCAGAUGGACGAGCUACGUCUUGUGGACGACGACGACAGCAUGGAAUCGGACAACGAGAUUCACGCCAUGGAGAUUCCGGAUGGGUUUCGCAUUCAAGCAUCUACACCGGCAGCUCUUGACAGUUCGUUACUGCAGCGUGGACUACUCGUUAGGCUGGGCAUGGGUUGGCUUGGGGGGAUAAUCACUCGACAGUCUCAGGAGCGCACUCGCCACCUUUACGACUACCGUGUGCAUCUCGACCUAGACCAAAGUACGCGCAGCAUGAAGCUGCCGUUGGAAAUGUACAGAGAUCCGGAUGCGGUGGUGGACUCGUGGAUCUUGCUUGAGAGGAGCACGGUCGAGCAGGUGGAUGGGGGCGGAGCUGCAGCCACGUUGGGCGCACCGACGGCGACAUCCGCUGAUGAUGACGAGUUGGGCACUUCGCACAGGACCAUCGCGAGGCGUGCGCUACUUCACCGCACGUUCCGGCAGAGCCAGUGGAGCGGUACGGAUGUUAGAAGCCAGCAGAAGUAGCGAGCGGUCUGCUGCUGCAGCUGCAACUGGGUGUUGGUAUGGUUAGAUUCCUCCCAUCUACCGGCGGUCAUCUGACGCCGCCAAUAAAAAGAGUCGUGUAUAACCUCGUCGCUCACCGAGGGCGAGGUUCCUGGGUUGACCCGAAAAUUUUGGGCUGAGAUAGAUUGACACGAAAAAAAGUGACGGUUGGCAAAUUGACACGAAAAUAGGUACCGGUUGGUAAAUUGACACGAAAAAAUAUUCCGCCGCACGUUGCCUGGCGAAGGCCAGCAGCGGCGCAGCCUCAAGUUCCAAAAAAUUCAACCCCAGCUGCAUCGCUGCACCGCCGGGAAACCCAACGGUCGCGCUCCCUCAUCGCCGCA
Molecule: messenger RNA, 1169 nt
Organism: Ectocarpus sp. CCAP 1310/34
Lineage: Eukaryota; Phaeophyceae; Ectocarpales; Ectocarpaceae
Source: the annotation of a GenBank genome assembly